AUAUAUUAGCAAAAAAUAAGAUAAUACUUUUCAUUAAAUAAUAUAUCUGAGUCACUUUUUCAUGUUAGUGGCUCAGAUAAUACAUACUGAUGAUUUUUAAUAGCCGCAUCAUAUUCUGUUGUAAGGAUAUACCAAAAUGCAAACAACCUGUGUAUACUGUGUUAACAACGAGCUGCAUUUUCUCUGCUUGUGGAAUGUUGAGCAACCUGCUUCCUGUAUCCUGUUUGAGCAGAACCUGGUACAGUCUGAACAGGGAUGCUCUGGGGCCUGUCCCCAGAGUAGAGAGAUAGCCGGCUGAGUGGACUGACAUUUGGACGCCUUCAACAGGCAGACAAGUCCAGCACCAGGAGCAUGGUGUGCCUGCCCAGGGCGCCCAGCUGGCCAGUGACAUGGCUGAGUUCGUACCCAGGUCCUCCUGACUCCAAAGCUCCAGCUAACACCGCUCCCAUCACCCCCUGCUGCCCGGAAAGGCAGUUGUGUCUUCUCUCUCUCUCUCUCUCUUCACAUCGCUGGGUAUCAUCCUGCCUGCAGCGCUCCUUCAUGCAAUACAUUCUGCAGGCUACUGAUUAAACAAUGGGAAGGGAAGGGGAGAAAAUAAACUGGAGGUCAGGAAAAUGCAGCCAGAGGUUAGAGUGCAUGCGUGCAUGUGUAUGUAUGUGUGUGUGUGUUCUUAAAAUUAACCACUUUUUUUGUGCCUGACAAUAGGGUGGCCCGUGCACAGGCCACAGGCAUGUGUGUACACGUGUGUCCAGGGGCAUGGUCAGUGAGCCCCCGGCUCAGUGGUUAUAGGCAGCAAAUACUGAUGUUUUAAGCAGUUAGAGGAGAUGCAAGAAGCUCCGCUCCCUCUUCCUCCCCAUUAUCUGCCCCCAAUCCCCUCUUUGAUGCUGCUAAUGAUUAGUCAUUCUUAACCCUCAAGUUCAAUAUCCUCCCGGAGAUACCCUCCCAGGCGAGGGCACUGCGACUACACUGAGGUUCGGCCCACUCCUGGGCAGCUUCUUAGCUGGGUGGCGAAAACAAAAAUGCCGCCUAAUUGGUCACUGGCCCUUUCUCAUGAAUGAAGGAGGUUUCUGUUUUAAGAAAUAGUGACUCCUCAGCCGUUGAUUCACUGCCCACAGGGAGAUUUUGAGCAGAGGCUUCCUAGGCUCCGUAGAAAUUUGCAUACAGCUUCCACUUCCUGCUUCAGAGCCUGUUCUUCUACUUACCUGGGCCGGGAGAGGGCGGAGGGAGGCCCAGGGCGACCCAAGGUGGAGAGAGACGAGAAGCCGCCGAGAGCCGACCACUCUCCGGGCCCGGUCUGUCUGUCCGUGGUGGUUCUAAGAAACUAGAAUGAACCGAAGCAUUCCUGUGGAGGUCGAUGAAUCAGAACCAUACCCAAGUCAGUUGCUGAAACCAAUCCCAGAAUAUUCCCUGGGAGAGGAAUCAGAACCACCUGCUCCAAAUACAAGGAACAUGGCACCCAACAGCUUGUCUGUACCCACAACGCCUCACAACUCCUCCAGAGACUUUUCUCAAGCUCACGCAACCCUGAAACUUGCAAAUCACCAGCGGCCUGUAUCCCAGCAGGUCACCUGCCUGCGCACUCAAGUUCUGGAGGACAGUGAAGAGAGCUUCUGCAGGAGACACCCAGGCCCAGGCAAAGCUUUCCCCUCUGGGUGCUCUGCAGUCAGCGAGCCCGAGUCUGAGUCUGUGGUUGGAGUCCUCCCUGCAGAGCAUCAGUUUUCAUUUAUGGAAAAACGUAAUCAAUGGCUGGGAUCUCAGCUUUCAGCAGCUUCUCCUGACACUGGCCAUGACUCAGACAAAUCAGACCAAAGUUUACCUAAUGCCUCAGCAGACUCCUCGGGCAGUAGCCAGGCGAUGGUACAGCGGCCCCAGCCUCACAGGAACCGAGCAGGCCUGGAUCUGCCAACCAUAGACACGGGAUAUGAUUCCCAGCCCCAGGAUGUCCUGGGCAUCAGGCAGCUGGAAAGGCCCCUGCCCCUCACCUCCGUGUGUUACUUCCAGGACCUCCCCAGACCUCUCAGGUCCAGGGAGUUCCCUCAGUUUGAACCUCAGAGGUAUCCAGCAUGUGCACUGCCUCCCAAUCUUUCCCCACAUGCUCCAUGGAACUAUCAUUACCAUUGUCCUGGAAGUCCCGAUCACCAGGUGCCAUAUGGCCAUGACUACCCUCGAGCAGCCUACCAGCAAGUGAUCCAGCCGGCUCUGCCUGGGCAGCCACUGCCUGGAGCCAGUGUGAGAGGCCUGCACCCUGUGCAGAAGGUUAUCCUGAAUUAUCCCAGCCCCUGGGACCAAGAAGAGAGGCCCGCACAGAGAGACUGCUCCUUUCUGGGGCUUCCAAGGCACCAGGAACAGCCGCAUCACCAGCCACCUAAUAGAGCUGGCACUCCUGGGGAGUCCUUGGAGUGCCCUGCAGAGCUGAGACCACAGGUUCCCCAGCCUCCGUCCCCAGCUGCUGUGCCUAGACCUCCUAGCAACCCUCCAGCCAGAGGAACUCUAAAAACAAGCAAUUUGCCAGAAGAAUUGCGGAAAGUCUUUAUCACUUAUUCGAUGGACACAGCUAUGGAGGUGGUGAAAUUCGUGAACUUUUUGUUGGUAAAUGGCUUCCAAACUGCAAUUGACAUAUUUGAGGAUAGAAUCCGAGGCAUUGAUAUCAUUAAAUGGAUGGAGCGCUACCUUAGGGAUAAGACCGUGAUGAUAAUCGUAGCAAUCAGCCCCAAAUACAAACAGGAUGUGGAAGGCGCUGAGUCGCAGCUGGACGAGGAUGAGCAUGGCUUACAUACUAAGUACAUUCAUCGAAUGAUGCAGAUUGAGUUCAUAAAACAAGGAAGCAUGAAUUUCAGAUUCAUCCCUGUGCUCUUCCCAAAUGCUAAGAAGGAGCAUGUGCCCACCUGGCUUCAGAACACUCAUGUCUACAGCUGGCCCAAGAAUAAAAAAAACAUCCUGCUGCGGCUGCUGAGAGAGGAAGAGUAUGUGGCUCCUCCACGGGGGCCUCUGCCCACCCUUCAGGUGGUUCCCUUGUGACACUGUUCAUCCCCAGAUUACUGAGGCUAGGCCCUGUUUGGGGCCCUGUUCUGACAGCAUUCUAGCUGAGGCUGGUCGGUAGCACUCCCGGCUGGUGUUUUCUCUGUUCCUUCCCGAGAGGCCCUCUGGCCCCCAGGAAACCUGUUGUGCAGAGUUCUUCCCCGGAGACCUCCACACACCCUGGCUUUGAAGUAGAGUCUGCGGCUGCUCUGCAUUCUCUGCUUUUAAAAAACCCACUGCAGGUGCCAGGGUCCCACAUGUUCCUCCUGACAGUUUGAUGUGUCCAUUCUGGGCCGCUCAGUGCUUAGCAAGUAGAUAAUGCAAGGGAUGUGGCAGCAAAUGGAAAUGACUACGAACACUCUCCUAUCACUUCAGGCUACUUUUAUGAGUUAGCCAGAUGCUUGUGUAUCCUCAGACCAAACUGAUUCAUGUACAAAUAAUAAAAUGUUUACUCUUUUGUAAGAUUAUGUUUUACUUAUCUCAAAGGAGAUAGAUACAUAUAAUUUAUAAUGAUACGGUUGCUUCCAGGGACAUCAACAAAACUGCUUAGAUAUAAUAUUAGAUAAAUAUAACAGACCACUCUGUAUUAAAGGAUUAAAGCCAGCUAGUUAAACAACCCUUUUAAACCAUAAUCAUAGAAGGUUUAUUCUUGCAAUAAAGAUUUUUAGGCUGGGCGCACUGGCUCACACCUGUAAUCCCAGCACUUUUGGAAGCUGAGGCAGUCAGAUCAUUUGAGGUCAGGAGUUUGAGACCAGCCUGGCCACCAUGUUGAAACCCCAUCUCUGCUAAAAAUACAAAAAAGUUAGCUGGGCAUGAUGGUGUGCACCUGUAAUCCCAGCUACUUGGGAGGCUGAGGCAGGAGAAUAGCUUGAACCUGGGAGGCAGAGGUUGCAGUGAGCUGAGAUCAUGCCACUGCACUCUCGCUUGGGAGACACAGCGAGACUCCGUCUCAAACAAACAAACAAAAACACCCAUUUUUAACAAAACAACUUUAUAUAGCAUAUAACCAUGAUUCUAAAUAGUAUGAUUACGGUUCUCAGGAUCUGACUACAUAGGUAAAAAUAUUUGCAUAUGUAUGUGAAGUGACGGGGAAUGUAGGCUAGAAUUAUAGUCUGUGUUCUAAUUUUGGUUCUACCACCAAUUAGCUGUGUGACCUUUAGCAAGUCCUUUCACUUUUCUUAGAUUCCAGGGACUCAUUUAUAAAAUGACAUGGACAAAAGCAUCUCUAAUCACUCUAAAAGAUUUGAAGUCUAAAUUCUAAAUAUUCUUUUGAGGAGUGACUGAGUUUUCAUUUUCAUAAUUAUGUCUUUCAGAGGAUAAAUUUACAUUUUCUUAACAGAGACAUUUUCUUCUUCUUCUUUUUUUUUUUUUGAGACAGUCUCACUCUGUAGUCCAAGCUGGAGUGCAGUGGUGCAAUCUCGGCUCACUGCAACCUGCGCCUCCUCGGUUCAAGUGAUUCUUCUGCCUCAACCUUCCGAGUAGCUGGGCCUACAGGCGCCUGCCACCAUGCCCGGCUAAGUUUUGUAUUUUUAGUAGAGACGGGGUUUCAUAUUGGCCAGACUGGUCUCAAACUCCUGACCUUGUGAUCCGCCCACCUCAGCCUCCCAAAGUGCUGGGAUUACAGGUGUGAGCCACCAUGCCCAGCCAACAUAUUCCUCUUUUAAAAAAUAUCUUCUCACACCUGUAAUCCCAGGACUUUGGGAGGCUGAGGCAGGUGAAUCACAAGGUCAGGAGAUCAAGACCAUCCUGGCUAACAUGGUGAAACCCCGUCUCUACUAAAAAUACAAAAAAAUUAGCUGGGCGUGGUGGCAGGCGCCUGUAGUCCCAGCUACUGGGGAGGCUGAGGCAGGAGAAUGGUGUGAACCCGGGAGGCCGAGCUUGCAGUGAGCCAAGAUCGUGCCGCUGCACUCCAGCCUGGGCGACAGAGUGAGACUCUGUCUCAAAAUAAAUAAAUAAAUAAAUAAAUAAAUAAAUAAAUAAACAAAUCUUCAACAGUACCCUCGGGUUGAUAAUUUUGGAUAUCUAUCUGUAUCUAUAUAUCUUGUUUAUCUGGUAUCCAGAAAAAGAACACAUACACAUAUCCAUAUAUAAAAUAUGUAUACAUGUAUCAAAUCUACAUAAACUGUAAAGGUGGGAUGGCUUUAAUUAUGGCCCAAGCUACUAAGCCAGUGAAGACUUUUUGGGGCUGAAAGCUGCUGCUUCCCCUUCUUUAUCAACUAGCCUCUUAAACAAGGCUCACUUGUGCUGCAAGACAGUCCACCUUUUCUUUUUCUUUGUUUUUGAGACAGGGUCUCACUCUUUCCCAGGCUGCAGUGCAGUGACACAGUCUCAGCUCACUGAAGCUUUGACCUUGCCGGGCUCAGGUGAUCUUCCUACUUCAGCCUCCCAAGUAGCUGGGACUAUAGGUGUGCACCAACAUGCUUGGUUAAGUUUUGUAUUUUUUGUAGAGACAGGGUUUUACCAUGUUGUCCAGGCUAGUCUCGAACUCCUGGGCUCAAGUGAUUCACCUGUCUCGGCCUCCCAAAGUGCUGGGAUUACAGAUGGGAGCCGCCACGCCCAGCCCAGUCCAACUCUUAUAUGUCAGCACAGGGAAAGGACAAAUACUUGUCAACUCUAAAUAAGAAACAUUGCUAAUGCAUUGCAAAGAACAAUAGUUCCAUUUACUUUAUAAUUUAGAUGUCUGCUGGGCGAGACGAAUGUCUUUGUUCUUUAAAAAAUAGGAAAAGAGAAGAAAAACUAGCAUAACAUAAGUACUCAUUUGUAAGACUUUAUGACAUGUAACAUAAGUUCCGUAGUUUUGAGACCGGGUAGAACUGACUUUCUUAUUUGGAUAACCUGGAAAACAUCCCAAACACAAAUUUCAAGUCUUCUUUCUCUUUUUUCAUUAUCUUUUGUAGUCUGAGAUGACACCAUCAUUAAGGAUUCGACACACAUUUGUAAAUAAAAUGACAUCAGCAAUUACUCUGAAAUGUUUCUAGUUUGCAACGAUUUAGUAAUGUGAUGUUAUUAACCCUUCCUCCCUUCAGAGACCUGUCCUAAGCUCUGAGCCACUCAUUCCUUCCACUCUUCCUACCCCAGGAGGUUGAUGAACAGUGGUCCCUGGUGUUCCACAAAGAGUCAUUAAAGUGUUACAGCUGGUAGCACCGGUAGCAAAAAA
This is a messenger RNA of Cercocebus atys (sooty mangabey), 6175 nucleotides long. RefSeq names its product TRAF3 interacting protein 2 (gene TRAF3IP2). The record is from RefSeq and is a predicted model, not a curated record. The coding region runs from base 1327 to 3018 and encodes 563 amino acids. The transcript is spliced from 9 exons. Lineage: Eukaryota; Metazoa; Chordata; Mammalia; Primates; Cercopithecidae. Gene Ontology annotation, biological process: humoral immune response; positive regulation of canonical NF-kappaB signal transduction.